Messenger RNA from Musca vetustissima, 2155 nucleotides. RefSeq names its product Ca(2+)/calmodulin-responsive adenylate cyclase-like. The record is from RefSeq and is a predicted model, not a curated record. Gene Ontology annotation, molecular function: transcription cis-regulatory region binding. The transcript is spliced from 4 exons. NCBI's taxonomy places the organism in Eukaryota, Metazoa, Arthropoda, Insecta, Diptera, Muscidae. Gene Ontology annotation, cellular component: nucleus. Gene Ontology annotation, biological process: regulation of transcription by RNA polymerase II. Bases 122 to 2155 code for a protein of 677 amino acids.
AGGAGCAGCGGCCACAGCAGCCAACAACCAUCAUCUGGCGAACCGCAACAACGGCAGCAAUGCCCUACAAUGGUUAUAUCCAUGCGAUAUCCAAGUGGAUCCGACCUCACCAGUCAUUGAUAUGUCAAAUUUGAAGGACUUUGAGGUCAGUUCCACCACUGAGAGUCAAGGUCAGUACACCACCACGACCCAAAACAAGGGAGAUUCUUGCAACAGCUUCGAAUAUCAGGAUCGUUUGGCUUUGGCACAAAGUCAGAAGGCGGCAAACAUGUCCCAGGCAACAUCGGGCAGCAGUGGCAACCAAAAUGUCACCAAGUCACCAUUUGAGAGGGAAUUGCAAAGACUGCUAAAUGAAUCGUCGAGAGCAAGGGGAUUGACAACAAAUCACAAUUCGGCUGCUGCCACAGCAUCGUCAUCAACUGGUGGCAAUAUCACCUCCGGUUCUAUGGGCAAUGUUGAGGGUGGCAACACCACCAGCAAUAGCAGCAGUCGCAACAACAUUGACAUCAGUUAUUCGGGCAGCAACAGUAAAUUAAGUUCCAAUGGGUUGAAUGUGGCCGCCGGUAUUGGAGGCAGCGGUAGUCUGGGUAGCAACGGCAACUUGAGUGGCAGCACACCGCUCAGUGGCAACAACAAUCUGAAGAACGUAACCACCGCCAUGGCAGUUACAAUGCUGGAAGAGCUCAACUCACCGACCAGUGGACAGAGGCAGGGUUCCAAGAUACCUGUUAGUACAAGCUUUAUGAUUGCCAAACAUCCUGUGGGUCUAGAGGCUAUAAAGGAAAUAACCCGCAAUAAGAAUCCCUCAGAAUCCAGUCAAAUGCAAACAUCGGAUACCGAAUCCUGUGAAAUUUUGCAUGAGACUCGCAACCAAUUAAAUCUGGCCAUGAUGGAUCACCAUCACAAUAACAGCAUGACCAACAAAUCGUCGACCUCAACCAAUGGUACAAACUACAAUAAUUUUCCUCAGCAAAUGACAGCGCCACCAUCGCAGGGCCACCACCUGCAACAGUCAUCGUCGCAGGCAUCUACCAAAGAACACAAUCAUCGUCACAGAGUGCGGCCACGUUCCAAAGAAUACGAUCAAAGUCACGAGAGUCUCGAUCAGUUGCAGGAGUCGGGUGAAUCGAAAUCGAAUGGUCGUUAUAAUCGGCAUCAUCAUCAUCACCACCAUCAUCAUCAUCACAAUCAUAAUUCGCAUCAUACACGUCCCACCCGCAAUACGCAUCAUCAUUUGGUCAACAAUCACGAUCAGGAUGAUGAACGCGAUGAUACCGAAGAUAAUUUGGCCGAUGAAGAAUUCGAAGAUGAUGAAGUGGGUCGUGAUGUGCGCAAGAAACGUCUAAUGCCACCGACGGAAUUGGUAAAUCAUUAUCGCAGUGAUGAUGACGAGGAUGAUGAUCAUAUUCGUGGUGGACAGCAGUUGGAGGAAGAUGAUGACGACGAGGACGACGAUGAGGAUGAUCAUGAAUGUGGUCCUGAAGAGGCAUUAGUUGGUGGUGGCGGUCAUGGGGAUACAGGUCUAUUAAAUGGUGGUGGUGGUGCUGGCCCGAGCGGUAGUUAUCACGAUCACCGUUUGGAUUCACUGGAAACGAAUGUGAUAAAUGAUGAGCUCAAAUAUGGUGCCGGUCAUCAUAAUCAUCAAUCGAUGGACUCAAAUCAUUUGGAAAGUCAAUCGGAAUGGUCAGAUGAUGAUUGUCGUGAGGAGGCGACAGGCGGUGCUGAAUCCACUGGCUAUAUAACCGAUGAACCCGGUCUAGAAAAUAUCUCUCUACUUAAUGAGGCUGGUCUAACCGAUGCCGAAGGUGCUUUAUCCGAUGUCAAUUCUUUAUAUAAUGCUCCCGAUGUUGAUGAUACAUCGGUAUCGUCGCGUGCCAGUUCAAGACUCCUUAGUUUAGAUUCUCUCAGUGGUCUGUAUGAUUGUGAUAUGGAUUCGAAACAUGAAAUGGCUAUUGUUAAUGUCUCCAAUAAGAUAACUAGUAAAUUUGGACCACCACAGCAGCAGCAACAACAACAACAGCAGCAACAUCAACAGCAAUCACAAAAUCAUCAUCACACACAUCCAUCACACCAGCAGCACGGAACAGUCACCACAGUUUACGAACAACAUUCGUUGGAUUUCCGCUUUGUCAAAUCACCUGUGACGAUUUUAUAA